CCAGCACCCAUGUGGCGGAGCUGGUCUAAUACAUCUCCCGGUUGUUAUUAUCGAAAAACCGGUUCAGGCAGGAGCAGUUUUCGCAUUAACAAUGUAUCUGUCAAGUUCCAAUCAUUAUGAAAACAAAGUAUCUAUUUUCCCAGAUGCUGCGUUUAAUUUGUGCUACAAUUUCCCCAACAUGCAAUUUACUAGAUGUCACCUUGUUCAUGUGAAAAUUAACUUCGUUAACAAGACUUAAGGCGCAAUAGGCAUGUUGGGGAUCACUUCAGUAUCCCAAAUUUUAAUUUUGUAAAUGGUGAGUGUUUAUUCGCACACAAUAUGCAUAUAUGUCUCUCACGACUUACCUCAAAACCCUUCAGAACUGGCAAAGGCACAGGGUAGCCCGACCAGAGGUAAACUAUUUCCCCGUUACGUCUAUCUGCACAUAGUUUCCACUGUCGACUAGCCGCGCGGUUAUGCUGUGUGUGUGCGCGUGUCAGCAGGAUGGGCACUUCCCUUGGUGUGUGUGAGUUGCGCACCACCCGGACCAGUGAAAACAGCUUUGAACCGGUUUAUAUUCCUACCGGCGAUUCUGCGCUGAGCGGAUGCGAGGGUUCAAAGCAUCCCGAAGACAGCACGGCAUCCUAAUAAUAGCAGGAACACCCGGGGACUCGAUGUAAUGCCGAGCAAUGAUAUUUAUGUUGGUAGUUUUCAUUCCUCCGUCAGUGUGGCCAGAUAACGUUAAUGGCAACUCAUUGCAUUCGAUGCACGCAUUUAUCUGCACAGGUGCCUACAGAUCAUUUUGAGAUCCCCUCCUCAAGACCAACUCAGUGUAAGAAGUAUGGGUGGUGUUACAGCAGAGAAGGCCCUGGAUGGAGGUUGGGGAUGGGUGAUUGUGGCCAGCACCUUCAUGGCGCAGUUCCUGGCCUUUGGCUCGCCGCAGUCGGUUGGGGUGUUGUACCCUGAGUGGCUGAGCACCUACCAGGAGGGGAAAGGGAUGACCGCCUGGGUCGGUUCCAUGGUGUCAGGAGUCGCACUGCUCACGAGUCCCGUCUGCAGUGCGUGCGUGGAGAACUUUGGCGCCCGUCCCGUGACCAUCUUCAGUGGUGUGAUGGUGGCGGGAGGCAUGAUGCUGAGUGCCUUCGCCCCCAGCAUCUCCUUCCUCAUCUUCUCCUACGGGGUCGUAGUCGGUCUGGGCGCUGGCCUCGUUUAUGCUGCUUCCCUUACCAUCACCUGUCAAUAUUUUGACAAGAGACGUGGUCUUGCUCUGGGCAUUGUCACCACAGGCACGAGCGUGGGCGGCUUCCUGUACGCCACGCUGCAGAACGAGCUGAUCGCCCACUACGGCCUGGACGGCUGCCUGCUCAUCAUCGGCGCCCUCUCGCUGAACCUGAUGGCGUGCGCGGGCCCCAUGAGGCCGCUGUACCUGCCGGGCUACUACCUGAAGCAGCGGGCAGUGCUGAAACAGCACGAGGAGGAGCCGCCGCUCUACGAGAAGCCCACCACGCUCAUCGUGCCCCCCUCCGAGAAGGCCGUCCUCGCCAGCAGCGACCUUCAGACCACAUCCGGCUCGGCCGAGAAGAGCGCCGCCGUCGAAGUCACCAAGGAGCUCCUCAUGGCCAUGGACACCAAGGUGGUGCUGGACUACGAGGCCGAGGCCGAGCGGUCGCGCGGCGGCAUCGGCGGGAUCCUGUCGUGCGCGGCCGUGGCGCGCGUCGUCAAGCGCAAGCUGCGCCCCUACGGGAAGUACAUGCACGAGACGGCGGAGAUCCUGCACGGCCGCGUCUUCGCCACGCUCUGCGUGGCCAUGUUCCUGUUCGCGCUGGGCGCCUUCCCGCCCGUGCUCUUCAUGGAGGACGUGGCCAUCAGCGAGGGCCUCAUCGACAGCGUCAGUGACAUCCCGCUGGUCUCCAUCGUCGCCAUCACCACCGGCGCCGGCAAGCUGCUCCUGGGCGUCCUGGCCGACCUGCCGUGGAUCAACAGCGUGUAUCUGUACGCUUUCACGCUGCUGGGCGCUGGCAUCGCGCUGCUGCUCAUCCCCGUAUGCCACAGCUACGUGGGGCUGCAGGUGCUGUCCGCCAUGGUGGGCAUCUUCUCAGGGAACUGGUCACUCACCCCCUACAUUACCACCAAGAUCGUGGGGCUGGACCGGCUGAGUCAGGCCCAUGGCAUCCUCAUGUGCUUUGGAGGGUUUGGCGUGGUGCUGGGGCCCCCUGUCGUCGGAUGGUUUUUCGACUGGACCCAGUCAUACGACCUGGCCUUCUACUUCAGCGGGAGUUGCGUGAUUCUGGGCGGGCUCUUCCUGUUCAUGGCCACACUGCCCUGCUGGGAUACUAGAGAGGCCAGGCAAUCUGCCAAUCAACCAGCCAGCCAAUCAGAAGAGGAGCCGGCGCCCCAAUGCAACGGAGACUCCUCCAUUGUGUAAUGGGCAUCGCAUCCCAUACACCCGAGCCACUCUUGUCCCCCACCCCCACCCCCCCUCGCUCACCCCUGCCCGUGCCAAGAAAGAACUGUCCCUCUCGGCCAGUCUCCUACAGAUUUCAACAUAAUCAAACCCAUAGGGUCACUUUAACUCUGGUGCCAGUUUUCACACGAACCUUAAGCAACUGCUCUCACAAUGAAUAGCCUUUCUAUCUCUUUGAAUGUAUUUUUUUUUCUACUCCAGAUUGCUCUACUUUGAGAGAAACGAAGACAAAUGUUUUCCUUUAUCUUCUGCAGACUUGAUUAUGGCCUCAUUUUAGGAGGCUUGGAUUAAAAAAAAGAAAUUUUUAUUUUUUUGAUGAAAACUUACUACUAAUAUAGAUUGUGUUUACCGAAUAGACGUGGUAAUUGUUAACCAUUUCACGUAAUCUGUGAAAUGGUUAUUUGCUUUUUGAUAGAACUUACCAAGCACGAUGCAAAAAAGAGAAGUCUGUAGUAGUAGGUGACAUUACAGACUGUUUGGAACGACAAUAAGCACCUCACCUGUGUGUAAACUGUAGACCCUCUGUACACUGUGUCAUAUAGUCGAAACCAAGUGAAUAUCCAACUUCACGUUCCCCAGGAGGACACCUGUCAAGCGGGGGACGACAGCAGCCAGUUGGAGUUGUGGAGGGAAUGCACUUAAACUUACCUCUCCUUCACCUUCUCCUGAAGACGCACAAUUCCUUUUUCGACAUUCACCUCUAAUGCCUUUCUGUCUAGACACACUCUCGCUUUUGCCUCUCGUCUCCUGCCUCCUGCUCCGUGUAAUGCCAAAGCCAUAGGGGCCUAGGGUAGGCCUCUUGGUCAUAGUACAUUCUCGGACUGCCUGAUUAGGUGAACCUGACUUGUUAAUUUGUAUGAGAAGAGUUAAUUUGCAAAAACAGAUAUCUCGGUGUAUUUUUCGAAAACAUUACUUUUUUUUUUUAUUGUGCAUUCCAUAUAGUAUCAAUCAAAACUGCAGUUGGUUGUUUUGAUUUAAUUCUAAAUAAAUCCACUCAAAACAACCCAAUUGCUGUUUGAUUGAUGAUCAAAUUCACAAUUAAUAAAAAGAAAUCAUUCAGGAAAAUGCAUUAAAUUGCUUACUGCAGUUGGUUGUUUUGAUUUAAUUCUAAAUAAAUCCACUCAAAACAACCCAAUUGCUGUUUGAUUGAUGAUCAAAUUCACAAUUAAUAAAAAGAAAUCAUUCAGGAAAAUGCAUUAAAUUGCUUAUCUGCUUUUGCAAAUUAACUUUUCAUUCGUCUCUUUGCAGUCUCCACAUGCGACUUCAGACUAUGUCCCUCCCUAUGUUUCUGUUAGGGAUCAUACACUAAAUAAUGUACGUUGUACAAUACAACAAAGAUGAAGAAGAAGGGAGAUGCACUCUCCUUGCAAUUUAGCCCUCGAAAAUGCUGUUUUAUAUGUUGUUGUUUUUUUUAAAAUAAUUCCUCAACUAUGUCAGAAUAUGUCCAGAGGUUUUGUGUUUGUUUUUUAUUAUUAUGCACUGAAGUAGUUAAUUGAAAUGCACAGUAGUAGAAUAUGAUCUUUUUGUUGUGUUGUUUCGACACAAGAGAGUGUUGUCAUGGUAAUGAUUUAGUGACGCUUCACACCGCUGCCUUGCUCGACCUGUGUUACUAGAAGGAAGCUGUCAAGCAGUUGUAGUCUUCUGGGUGAUCACAUGACAUGUUUGUAGUCUUCUGGGUGAUCACAUGACAUGUUUGUGUUUACCAAAGCCACCACUCUGGGAUACUCUGGGAGAGUGUUGUCAUGGUAAUGGAUACUCCCCGACGUGAUUGUUUUUGUUUUUAUUAUUUUUAUUGUUUUUAUUUUUUAUUUUCAUUUUUGUUUUUAUUUACAGGGUGAAGAUUGUAAAUGUGAGACCCAAAACACAGCAAUGCUGUUUUCAUAUGCUGUCUUAUUUUUAAAUGAUUUGUAUUUUAACCUUCUUUAUUUCGUAGUGUCAGUGUUACAAUAUUUAUGUUUGCUAUGUUCAGUUAUUUUUAUUUUAUAUAUAAGCAUGAUUCAAUAAUAAAAUAUGAAUUGAUACAAA
Messenger RNA from Alosa alosa (allis shad), 4468 nucleotides. RefSeq names its product solute carrier family 16 member 9a (gene slc16a9a). The record is from RefSeq and is a predicted model, not a curated record. NCBI's taxonomy places the organism in Eukaryota, Metazoa, Chordata, Actinopteri, Clupeiformes, Clupeidae. Gene Ontology annotation, molecular function: monocarboxylic acid transmembrane transporter activity. Gene Ontology annotation, biological process: transmembrane transport; monocarboxylic acid transport. The coding region runs from base 821 to 2404 and encodes 527 amino acids. The transcript is spliced from 6 exons.